Molecule: messenger RNA, 246 nt
Organism: Cryptococcus amylolentus CBS 6039
Lineage: Eukaryota; Fungi; Basidiomycota; Tremellomycetes; Tremellales; Cryptococcaceae
Exons: 1
Coding region: 1-246 (81 amino acids)
Source: RefSeq, a predicted model, not a curated record
AUGCCUUGGGAGAUGGAGAGGAAGAGGAUGAAGAUGGAGAUGCGGAGAAAGAAAUGGGUCUUUCAGAGAUGGGGGGAAGGAAUGUCCGUGGAGGCCAAGGUCGCCGUGGCGCCAUCAGAGGACGAGGGCGAGUACGAGGGCGUGGACGUGGACGAGGACGAGGACGAGGGCGUAGGCAAGAAGGUGACCGUGGGAGAGGUGAAAGCCGUGAGGAGUUACAAGCAACAAUUCAGGAUAUUGUCAUGA